Euleptes europaea (tarantolino) is the source of this 933-nucleotide messenger RNA. Its product is annotated as olfactory receptor 4D5-like. Lineage: Eukaryota; Metazoa; Chordata; Lepidosauria; Squamata; Sphaerodactylidae. The coding region runs from base 1 to 933 and encodes 310 amino acids. Gene Ontology annotation, biological process: G protein-coupled receptor signaling pathway. Gene Ontology annotation, molecular function: olfactory receptor activity; G protein-coupled receptor activity. The record is from RefSeq and is a predicted model, not a curated record. Gene Ontology annotation, cellular component: membrane. The transcript has a single exon.
AUGGAAGGGGAGAACCACACCACAGUGACUGAGUUUAUCCUUCUGGGGUUGGCCGCCGAUCCAGAGAUGAAGCUUCUCCUCUUUGCUGUCUUCCUGGCAGUGUACGCCACCACUCUGGUAGGCAAUUUUUUGAUUGUAAGCCUAGUGGCUUUUGAGCCGACCCUCCACACUCCCAUGUACUUCCUGUUGGGAAAUCUGUCUCUCCUGGAUUUCUGUUAUUCCACCAUCACUGCUCCCAAGAUGCUGGUCGGCUUCCUGUUGAGGACUAGCACCAUCACGUACGGAGGCUGCGUCUCCCAGAUCUUCUUCUUCCACUUCGUUGGAGGCAUCAAGAUCUUCCUCCUGACCAUCAUGGCCUACGAUCGCUACGUCGCCAUCUUCCACCCGUUGCGCUACGCGGCCAUCAUGAAUGGGACCGCCUGCGGUGGGUUCCUGGGGGCCUCUUGGGUCGGCGGCUUUGUCCACUCCAUCGUUCAAGUGGCCAUUGUUGUCCGGCUGCCCUUUUGCGGCCCCAACGUUCUGGAUAAUUUCUACUGCGAUGUGCCUCAGGUGGUCAAACUGGCAUGUGCCGAUACUUUUGUGGUGGAGCUGCUCAUGGUGUCCAACAAUGGCCUGGUGACCUCGAUGUGCUUUGUGGUGUUGCUGGUGUCGUACUCCAUCCUACUGGCCAAGCUGAGGGCAGGUUCGGCUCCAGGCCGGAGCAAGGCUCUUUCCACGUGUGCUUCUCAUAUCACCGUGGUGACCCUGAUUUUUGGGCCCUGCAUCUACAUCUAUGCCCGUCCUUUCCGGAGCUUCCCGAUGGACAAAGCCGUUGCCGUUCUCUACACUCUCCUCACGCCGGUCCUGAACCCUUUCAUUUACACGCUGAGGAACAAAGAUUUCCAAAGGGCCCUGGGAAAGCUCAGAGGAAGGAAGCAGAAAUUAAGUCCCUGA